AUGGGUAAAAUAUAUUACUGCGAUUAUUGUGACAGAUCAUUCAAAGAUGAAGCUGGAGCAAGAAAAAAACAUUUAUCUAGUUUGCAACAUUCAAUUAAUCAUGCUGAACAUUAUCGACAACUUAAAGAUCCUGAAGAAAUUCUAAAAGAAGAAUUUGGAAAAACACCAUGUAGAAAAUUGAUGAAUGGUGAAGAUUGUCUUUUUGGUAAUAAUUGUAGAUUUUCACAUUAUAAUCCACAAAUGAUUUGGCAAUUACAACAAAUGGUUUCAUGGAAAUAUCAUUUGAAAGCACAAAAAUCAGCUGAAUGCCCAGAUCCACAUGAAAUUAUCAACGAGUACUUUCAGGAUUCUUUGGUAACUGGUAAUGAUAAUGAUGAAAUUAAUCAUUCAAUAUGGAAUAUACCAAGUGAAUUACAAAAUCAUCCAAAUUUACCACCUUCAUUGUGGCCAAUUUCUCCAGAGACUGUUACUGAUUCAAACUUUGCUAAAUGGAGUUGA
Aphidius gifuensis is the source of this 498-nucleotide messenger RNA. RefSeq names its product zinc finger matrin-type protein 5. The transcript is spliced from 3 exons. The record is from RefSeq and is a predicted model, not a curated record. Bases 1 to 498 code for a protein of 165 amino acids. Gene Ontology annotation, cellular component: U12-type spliceosomal complex. NCBI's taxonomy places the organism in Eukaryota, Metazoa, Arthropoda, Insecta, Hymenoptera, Braconidae. Gene Ontology annotation, molecular function: zinc ion binding.